Messenger RNA from Penicillium robsamsonii, 492 nucleotides. RefSeq lists its product as uncharacterized. The transcript has a single exon. NCBI's taxonomy places the organism in Eukaryota, Fungi, Ascomycota, Eurotiomycetes, Eurotiales, Aspergillaceae. The coding region runs from base 1 to 492 and encodes 163 amino acids. The record is from RefSeq and is a predicted model, not a curated record.
AUGAGCUCGAAUAGAUACCCAGGCACGGAAGAGGUUGACGAGAUGGACUACGAACAGCGAUUCCUCACCGCAUGCGCCUGCUUCAAGUCCUGUCUAUACGAAGAGUUCCGGUUCCUAGGUCUCGGAGACGGCAUCCGCUGCGAGGUCCUUCCAGUCCUCCAUAAGCUGGUGAGGCUGCUGGAGGCCAUAGUUGUUCUGGGUGAGGAGAUGGCACGGUCAUGUCCGCACUGUCGCACUGUUCGCAUUAGGCCCGAGGACCACUUCUUGGCUGAGUUUGAGCGCCUGUGUCGCGACCGCAUCAUGGCUCCCUUGAUGAAGGCCAUUGCUGAUCUUGAAGCUGACCAGGCAUCGACAGAGCCGAAGACGAGCGUUGACUUUAUUGUCGCUUCGGAUUUGGAUGAUAUUCGUCCCAGUACCAUCUUGCUCUCUGAUAAGGCGCUGCCUCUGGAUAUGAGCUCCUGUGUUCAACUGCAGAAUCUUUCUCGUCCUUGA